AUGAGCGAUGAGGGGUUAAAGGAGGUGUUGGGGCAUGGAGUGGGGUAUUAUAACGAGACGUUGAGUGAACAGGAUACAAUCGUGCAGCGCUUAUUCCAGAGUGAGGACGAGUUGGACGCAGUGAGCCCGCUCAACUUGGGAAUGAUCACUGAGCACUUGAAUAUCUCCUCACACAGAUGUCACAGUCGAAGUCAUCUCUAUGACCGUCUCCCCCGCAAACUCAACUCCUCCUCCGUCAACUACGAAUUCACGCACUUCAAAACCUUCCUCCUCCUCCAAGCCCACUUCAGCCGUAUCCACCUCCCCGCGGAACUCAUAACCAACCAACGUCUCAUCCUCGAGAAGAUCCUCAACCUCCUCUCUGCAUGUGUUGAUAUGUGUGUGCAGGCGGUGUGGGAGAGGGAUUCGCCAUUGAAGCAGAUUCCGCAUUUCGAGGCGGAGGUGAUCAGACGAUGUGCGGAUGCGGGGUUGGAGAGUGUUUAUGAUGUGAUGGGAUAUGGAGGAUGGAAGUGUAUUGAUAUUGAGGUUUUGAAGAUGUCUAAUGCACAAAUGCAAGACGUUGCUGCAUUUGAACUCGUCAAAGGCACCGACGACGAUGACCAGACCGUCAUUGCACCGUUCUAUCCCACUGAAAAGAUGCUCAACCGGUGGCUUGUUCUCCUCGUCAUCAAGCGAGUCACAAUAGACAAAACUCUCACCGUGAAACUCGAGUUCACGCUCCCCAAAGGCAAACACCCGCUCAAGCUGUAUUCGAGGUUGCGGAAGGAGUCGGAUGAGGAUAGUGAUGAGGAGGGAAGUAACGAUGAUGCUAUGCAGGAGUGA
Messenger RNA from Lentinula edodes (shiitake mushroom), 822 nucleotides. RefSeq lists its product as uncharacterized. The transcript is spliced from 9 exons. Gene Ontology annotation, biological process: spliceosome conformational change to release U4 (or U4atac) and U1 (or U11). The record is from RefSeq and is a predicted model, not a curated record. Gene Ontology annotation, molecular function: RNA binding; RNA helicase activity. Lineage: Eukaryota; Fungi; Basidiomycota; Agaricomycetes; Agaricales; Omphalotaceae. Bases 1 to 822 code for a protein of 273 amino acids. Gene Ontology annotation, cellular component: spliceosomal complex.